AGUUUUCCGUUUCAAUUCCCACUCUUCACUCCUCAAAACUCAUCAAAAUGGCGCUUCGUCGGGCUUUAGCGAAACGCCUAAACAAUACCCUGAAGAGGGACCCACUUCCAUCGGUAACGGGUCUAGAUCAUUCUCAAAAUCAUUCCACACCAACCAAAACCAGCAAAAUAUCGCCAGUUCCGGCGAAGUCGCCGGAGUCUAUUGACUCCGCCUUAUUCCGCCGGUUCCUCCAAAAAAGAGAAAUCAACCAUGCAGCUAGACUGCCGGAAUUUUUAUCUAUUCCUAUGGGAGAUAAAUUGAGAGAAAAAUUGAGGUCUAUGAAUGUUACCGGAGAAAGGAUUAGAUUCGAAGGACUAGCUCCACCUGCUCCGGCGACGGAGACGGCGGAUUUUCCGGCGGAGACGAUGGGAAGAAUAACGGUGAAUGAUGCUAGGAAAAUUUUGAGGUUUUCACAGUUGGAGAAAGUGAGAUCGAGACUUAGAGAGAUACCGAUGAACUCCAUUUCCUACUCCAAAUUUGUUGAGAUCUGUAGUGAAGUUUGUAGCAACAGAGAACAGGGUUUGGAGUUUGCAAAGAUGUUGGACGAGUCAGGCAGCGUCAUCGUUUUUAGUGACGUCGUUUUGCUCCGUCCCCAUCAGGUGGCAAAAUCAAUGGACAAAAUAAUAUCAGAAUCGAUAGCAUCACCAAACGACCCAAGAAGAAGAGAACUUGAAAAUAUGGAAAAGCAAAAGGCCUUAAUUGAUCAAAAGGCCCAAUCACUAGUCAAAGGCGAACUUUAUUGUGGGCUGGGCUUUCUAAUUCUUCAAACAUUGGGCUUUAUGAGGCUAACAUUUUGGGAGCUGAGUUGGGAUGUAAUGGAACCCAUUUGCUUCUUUGUUACCUCAUUUCACUUUGCCCUUGCUUAUGGAUUCUUCCUAAGAACAUCAAAAGAGCCUACAUUUGAAGGGUUUUUCCAAAGACGUUUCAAAGUGAAGCAAAAGAAGCUAAUUAAGAUUCACAAUUUCGAUCUUGAAAAGUAUAAUAAACUUCGAGAAGCAUUUUAUCCAACUUACUAUAACCAACCAUAUUAUGGUUUCUCGUCGAGUUCGAUCAUGCAAGAAGUCUAGUUUUUUUGUACUAUGCAUGGUUAAGUAUGUAUAUAGUUGAUUUUCUUGAAAAAAUGGAGAGUAUGUAGAAGAUGACAUGAUGAUGAUGAUGAAAAUUUUGUGAUGUUGGAUGUUAAUUGUUAUGUUUCCUCGAGAGUAUGGAAUGAGAAACUUUAGAAUUUAGAU
This is a messenger RNA of Nicotiana tabacum (common tobacco), 1271 nucleotides long. Its product is annotated as calcium uniporter protein 4, mitochondrial-like. The record is from RefSeq and is a predicted model, not a curated record. Gene Ontology annotation, cellular component: uniplex complex. NCBI's taxonomy places the organism in Eukaryota, Viridiplantae, Streptophyta, Magnoliopsida, Solanales, Solanaceae. Gene Ontology annotation, molecular function: calcium channel activity; uniporter activity. Gene Ontology annotation, biological process: mitochondrial calcium ion homeostasis; calcium import into the mitochondrion.